Molecule: messenger RNA, 5183 nt
Organism: Carassius gibelio (silver crucian carp)
Lineage: Eukaryota; Metazoa; Chordata; Actinopteri; Cypriniformes; Cyprinidae
Product: forkhead box protein N3
Exons: 6
Coding region: 422-1768 (448 amino acids)
Biological process (GO): regulation of DNA-templated transcription
Cellular component (GO): nucleus
Molecular function (GO): cis-regulatory region sequence-specific DNA binding; DNA-binding transcription factor activity
Source: RefSeq, a predicted model, not a curated record
ACACGCGCGCGCUGUUGUGAGGGUGUUUGUUGUAGAGGCUUCAACAAAAGGAGGCUGGAGUGUGUUUGGGAAUGUGGGGACGGUCUUCACAAAUGUCUUCAGAAGGAUUGUGGAAAUGAGUCAUCGCUGUGCACGAGGGGAAUACUUGUGCGUGUGCGUGCUUGGGGUGCUCUUCCUGUCUGGGAGGAAACACGGCACUGUUUUUAUGGGGGAAAGAGCGCAAGUUUUGUUUGUCCCGUGCAAAAUCGGGAGAGAUUUACGUGAGGCAAAAGUUUGCCGUGGAUUUGGAAGGAAACACAUUAACUUCUCAUCUGUUAGACCAUCUGAGGAAGCUCGGAAGCGUUUCUGUGGGGAAGACAGGUUUACCACAGACUGCUUGUGAUCUCUGAUAGCCUGGACAGAUGGUGGAGCCGAGGGCUGCAUGGGUCCAGUGGUCAUGCCCCCAGGGAAGAAGGCGGAGGGCCCCAGCAGCGGGAGCGUGGCGCGGGGUCUGAGUCAGCUCUACCAGGACACCGAGGCAGCUGACCUCUCUCUGGCCCUGUCUGCCUCCCUCAGCCGGGCCGAGGACGAGGAGCUGACCAGCCUCAGCUGGCUGCACGAGAGCACGGAUCUCCUGACCAGUCUGGGUCACUCGGGCCUGCGCAGCGUCAGCCCCCUGCAGGACGCUAACGGAGGCCGCGAGCCCUCCUCCUCGCCGUCGUCCUCCCCUGAGCCCAGCGAGCCACCGUACCACCUGUCCACGGGGCCCAGCCGCAAACCACCCUACUCCUUCAGCUGCCUCAUCUUCAUGGCAAUAGAGGACGCUCCCUCCAAGCGACUUCCUGUCAAAGACAUCUACGGCUGGAUACUGGAGCACUUCCCCUACUUCGCUAGCGCCCCCACUGGCUGGAAGAACUCAGUGCGUCAUAAUCUGUCGCUAAACAAAUGCUUCAAAAAGGUGGAUAAGGAUCGCAGUCAGAGUAUAGGAAAGGGUUCACUCUGGUCUAUUGAUCCUGACUACAGACACAAUCUGAUUCAGGCACUAAAGAAGACUCCAUAUCAUCCGUAUUCCCCUCGGCUUCCAAAACCUUCUACCUCCCCAUCUGCCUCUCCUCAGCAAUACCACAGUCCUCCACUAUGGCCAGGAAGUCCACUCUUCAGAAAGAAUGGUGGAGUGCUCUUACAAGUUCCACAGAGAGUGAUACAGCAUGGCUCACGUGUUGCCGCUCAGGGGCUCUUUCCAGUUAUCAGACCCCUUCCUUUGAGUCCUGUGAGCAAGAGGACCACAGCCGUGAGAUCAGCCCUGGGCGAUUUUCUGACACGGGGUAAAAACAGCCUGCGCAGUGACUCUCCUCCACCCAGCGAUGAUCAGCAGGAGGACCACACAUACAGCAGCUCGCAGUCCCUAAAUACACAGGGGGACGUUUCUUCCUCGCUGUCCUCCUGCUCCACUCAGGGUUCCCUCUCUGCCUACAGCCCCGGUCAGGAGGUGACGCACACUGAGGUCAAAGAGGAGCAAAAAGACUUCCCGCUGGACGCCACACCACCUCCUUCCCAGCUGCUCCAGCACAGAAGACUGCUGUGGACCAAAGGUCACCUGCGGACCCCCGGCGACACGCUUCCCCUGAAGAAGAGACGGGCCGAAAAGCUCCUGGUCAAAGAGGAGGAAGACGAGGAGAUGAAGGAGGCGGCGGGGUCGUUGCUCCACCUGGCCGGCAUGCGCACCGGUGUGAAUAAAAACACUCAGCGUACGUGUAAAAAGGAGGUGAAAGAGGAAGCCAGUGAUUAGCGAUGAACGAGAAAAUCCCGUUAACACAGAUCUAAAUACUUCUGUUCCAGGAUAUCAGGUGAAUUCUAGUCAGCUGUUGCAAUAUCAAAUAAAAUCACUGUUGUCCCUUGUUAAAUUGGAUUUUUCCCAGGUGAAAGAUUCUCAUGUUCAUGUUGUUUUGUGUGUGUGUGUGUGUGUGCGAAAGUGUGCAUGUGUGUGUGUGUGUGAAGAGGGAAAAAAGCCAUAGUAGAAUUUGGGUCAUUUGAGUGUGUAAGAACAUAUUAAUGUUUCUCUCUUUUAAUUCAUCAAGCCUACCGAACAAUUUAAGUGAAUUAAGUUGUAGCAAUCCUUCUAGUUCACAUCGGAGAGAUUUUAUAUGCUGCUCUCAAGUGUGCCAAAGAUAUGAUAUCUGUCGAUGAGCGUGCAGCUAAUCCAUGCACACUUGGUAAGACCAAUAAUAGUUUCAAAAAUAGUGAUACCAACCUGUAUUACAAAAAAACCAUCCGGUGAAUAUCUGGGUCAGUGACAUGAUGCUCUGUUGACUUGCUCUGGAUUUAUUGGUUUAUUAAAAAAGAGAUUCAAAAUGCAAUUCAGAUAUAAAAAUGAGUCGAAUACAACUCUUCUAGGACGGGCGUGUUUUUCAUUUCUGAAUUCAUUUUGAUAGUUUUGAAAAUGUCAUUGUGAUACAACUGUCCCCAACACAGGUUGUAUGGCAUUACCUUUUAUCGUUUCUUUUAAAAAGUAAUAAUAACUUUACAUUAUUUGAUAUAAUAUUUUAACAAAAAUGCUCAAUCGAAUUGCCAUUAAAUGACAUUUCAAAACUCUUGUAGACCUUUAUGUGUGUGAGUCCGAUAAUUUGACAACUAUGUGAUAUUAGGAAAGCUUUUUAACUUGAAAAAUGUAUUUCAGUUUUAUGAUUAAGAUGCGUGCACACCACGUGUAUGUAAAGUGUAAAGAAAGUAUAUUCUUUUUAUUAAUUAUAGGUUGCACCACAUGACCUUUUUAGAGUUAUUACAUUGAAAUGGUGUAAACGAACACAAAAAGUACUUAGCAUGUUUUAUUAUGUCAUGGACUCAUUUAUUUAAUAAGCAGCACAUGUUUUGUUUCAAAUGGCCUGUGUCCGGUGGAUAGCAAACGUAAAGGCUUAAAACAUUUCUUAUUUGAAGCACACUAAAACUAAUCAUUUUUGGAAAAGCAAUGUGUCACAAAGGCCUAUUGUGUUGGAAAAUGUUUGUGUGUUUUUUUUUUUUAUACAUUUGUAUUAUUAAUAUUAUUAUUAUUAAUCUUCACCACAAUCCAAGCAAUUUGUCCUGUCAGGAUAACCCUGUAAAAAAGUUACUCCCUUUUUUCCACAAAAGGCAGUUUUUGCCUGUUUUUCUGUUGUAUUGCAUGGGUGCUUGUACAUAAGAAAGAAGUAUUUCCUUUUCUAAAUGAAAGAUCAUGUAAGAUAUUUAGCAUGAGGCAUGGCUUAUUUUCUUACGAGAAAACCGAGAGAGGCGUCUCUUCAAGCGUAGGUUUCUUUCUUUACUCCUUUUUUAAAAAAUUGUAUCUCUCUUCUGCGGCAGACAACUCUUCCGAAGGAAGAGACUUCACGAAAACACAUUAAUGAACAGAUCUGCCUUGUAUUGAAUAUCAGGUCAAACUGAUUUUGCCUUUUUUGUGGUCCUGGGUUCGGUUUCGUGGUCCGUUUUCAAUCCAUUGAUGUAAGUGUUCAAAUGUUGUUAAUAAUCCGUGUUGGAUGACCUAUCGAUCUGUACACCCUUUAAGGUUGUGCCUGCCUUUAGUUUGUGUGCUUGGAUGUCUGUCCUGUUCAUUUGUAACGGUCUGAUACUCCGUCAUUUUCAUUGUGCAAUCUGCAGCAUUGAUAUCAUAAAUUGUACUGAAAUAGUUUGACAAGGAAUUAGAAUUGGCUUUAGGAUAAUCCCUUAUUAGCAGUCGACCUUGGCUUGUCGGUUUCCUUUAUGUUUUGCUUCCAGCCCUCAUGAACUUCAUCUGUGAAUCUGAAUGUCCAAGUGUGCGAGGGUGUCCUACAGUAGCCUUAAAAGCAAUAGUUCGCCCCAAAAUAAAGUGUAGAUGAGCUUGUUUCCUAGAAAGAUUUAGCAUUACAUCAUUUGCACAAGUAAUCCACAUGACUCCAGUCCAUCAGUUCAUACAUGGUGAAGUGAAAAGCUGCUUGUUUGGAUGAAACUAAUUCAUCAUUUAAGGCAUUUCAACUUUAAACCAUUUUGUAAACUGUGGUCGAUGUGUAUAUUUCUCUCCUGAUUCAGAUGAGACGACUUACAAUAUUAUUGAUGGCGAUAUAAAAAAAAAUGCCGGUAAUGAAGGAUUUAUUUCUUACAAACACACAGAUGGAGUCAUGUGGAUUACUUGUGUUUUUAUCAGCUGUUUGGUCUCUCAUUCUGACGGCACCCAUUCACUGCAAGAGGAUCCAAUGGUGGUGAGCAAGUGAUUACUGCUAAAUUUCCCCAAAUCUUUUCUGAUGCACAAACAAACUCAUCUACAUCUUGGAUGGCUUGAGGGUGAGCAAGUUGUCCACAAAUUGUCAUUUUUUGGGCGAACUAUUCCUUUAAUGUUCUGCGGUGUUUUGCUGGACAUCGGUCAGGGUCAUGCAUAUAUUUGCUACACAAAAUCGAUCGCAAUGUUUACACUCCACUUCUGCUUUAUGUAUGAAUCGCUUUCUGAAUGUUAUGUGUUCCUAGCGGGGAAUAGCACAGAUGUCAAACAUUUUAAAAUGCUUUAGCUCCAUAUUUCAGUACUUUUAAAAUAGGACUAUUCGGUCUAGUGAUGGAGCAGCACUGUAAGUGUGAGUACGAUGUAAAAUAAGAGACGUACGGCGGGAAGGCCCUACUUUAUUAUAGACAAUAAGCUGCUGCUAUACUGUUUUUGCUUUAAAUUUAUGCCAGUCCCAUGAUAUGCCAUUUGUUUUAUGAUUUGUUUUUAAUUGACCUAAUGGCUAAGAUUCAUACAAAUCCAUGUAAGACAAAAGGGGGAGAAAAUAUGCAUGGAUUAUUUAUUGGAAAACUCUCACUGCCUUUGAAAUUAAGUGUGAAAUAAUAAAAAGGUUUUGUCAAUGUUGUUGAUGUUGUUUGUUUUUGCCAAAUAUGUUUUGGUCCUUGUACUUGUGUAAGCCACCAGUGGUCUGGGAUGAUUUUUAGAGCACAGUAUGAAUAUGUAUUUGACCAGGUCUAUCUUCAAUACACUCAGAUGCCAAUGCUGUAUGAGUAUAAAGCUGUCUAUUUCCUUGGUGUGCAAUCAUAUUGCCAAAGAACACGAUCAAACUAUUUCAUCAAUACAUGUAAAUAACCACACUGUCUAUAUGCGAAUAAAUGUCACAUCAUAUUGUUACUUUUCCACAUAUUUCUCCUGAAACUUCAAAUAAUGUUUAUGUAAUGUAUUGUCUUCCAGUUGCAAUAAUAAAAAAUAUCAGAGUUUUAAA